[Torrubiella] hemipterigena is the source of this 4118-nucleotide messenger RNA. Lineage: Eukaryota; Fungi; Ascomycota; Sordariomycetes; Hypocreales; Clavicipitaceae. The record is from the annotation of a GenBank genome assembly.
CCUUCCUAGGGACCGUGCAUGCUGCAAGCUUGUCCAUCUGGCCGCCAUCCCCUUCUGUUUUGCCUGCUCCGCUCCCCACGAUGGCAUUGGGGCGUAUCUCUUUUAGCUCGUGAGGAGAAGCCUUUCUCCUCCCCUACUUUUCCCUUUCGCUUCCCAUACUUUUUUUCCCCUUUCUUAUUUGCCGUGACCUCAUUCCUCACUGCUAAGCACCAGCUUGUUCCUUGGAUCUCGGCUUCCCCCUCACCACCUGCAAGUCGAGUGUGGAUUCUCCUCCGCCCCCCGUCUAAAACGACGCCAACUGCCAGCCCAUCGCUUUUGCUGACCUGCCUACCGCCUGGGUGCCCCAACCAACGACUCUUCCCCGGAUUGCAAUUGACGUUUAACCCUUCGCUGUCCACGAUACCGCCAAGUUUGAGCGCGCAUGCAACACGCCUUGGACCACCACCACAACGACGCAUAGCCACGUUUUUUCCCGUCGAUUCUUUACCGCCUACCACCAGCGCCUCACGUUUUGUGGUUGGGUAGUUUUCUUUUACUGCUUCUGUCUCUUUCAUCUCACUCCCACCUCACCACACUUACCCUUUCCUCUCCCGACGACGCCGUUUGACCCCAAGCCCGAAAGCUACCUUGGUUCACAAGCCAAGCCAGCAGCAGCAAUUUUUUUUGAGGUGUCAUCUGCGAAUGCUGGAUACACAGCUUCCUCCUGCUUCGCCUAGCUCGACCCUACCCGCGUCGGCUACUACUACUUCUCGCUUGGUCUGCUCUUACGCCUGUCCUCACUCGUCGCCGUCGCAAUCGGCGCACCACCACCCACGCUGCUCGUCACAAUCACAUUCCCCUCUCCCGUCACACGGACACUCGCGUACAUCAACUCUUAGCCAGACGACGUGUGAGAGGGGAUAGACUCUGUGACCUGAAAUACUACGCCACUCAGCGCAGCAGCUCCAGCUCCAGCAUUUUUCUCUUCUCCAACUCGUUGGCGUAACCGCUGCGUGCACCCCGUACCUGUGUGUGCGAAACGCACCUGACCCUAUCCUACCUACACUUCCUCCCCCGCCUCAUUGCUUUGGUGUGUUGGGCUCACCAGUACCAGCGCGGCCAACUCACUCACUCACACCCUAUAUCCUACACUGGGCUAUACGCGCCCGUUCAUCUUCUCCUUAUGCCAUCUAUGGAAGGCCCCUCUCUUUUACUGGCUGCCAGCCAGCCAGGCGCAACCGCCAGCACCGACGGCGAGGUUAAGGUACCAAAGCCAAAGACGUUACCUUGCAGGUACUGCAGCAAGCGUUUUAGACGAGUAGAGCAUGUCCAGAGACAUGAGAGAACACAUACAAAGGAAAAGCCGUUUUCUUGUGCCUGGGACCGGUGCGGUAAAACCUUUGGUCGACGGGAUCUUCUUGUUCGCCACGAAAAGCUGGUUCACCUCAACGAGAGCAGCAAAGAAAACACACGACCUCCUAGAUCUUCAUCCAGCUCUGGUUCACACAAGCCGUCACUGUCCGAUGGACAAGUUUCAGUCGAUGCCAUGGGCAUGCACCCAAAUAGUGGCCCUCCGCCAAACCCCGUACCGCCACCAGACCAAUCGCCAUAUCAACAGCAUUCUAUGAUGGCUACCACAGGGGGAUCUUCAAUAAUACAAGAUCACAGACUUCCUUCACGCAUGGGUGCAUGUAACCUAGACGUGCUCUCACAUGCGGCCUUGGCUACAGAGAGCAACAGUAUGCCUCCCAUGCUCAGUACAAUCACACAGCAGCCAACGAGUCACACGAGAGUAAAGAGUUAUGGUGAGCCAGCACCGCCAUUUUCUGACAGACCUCGAGAGGAUCCCCAUAGUCUCAACUCGAGGUUUGCACCACCUCCGCAGCACCAACCGUCUCAGCCAAUGUACGAUAGCGAGAACUUCUUCCUCGACAACCUUGGCUCAUCCGCUCACUUCUUGCCACCUCACUUCGAAUCUCAAAAUCUUAACAGCCGUGCCGUCAAUAGACCACCUUCUCAGUUCCCGUCCAGGUUUGGUUCCAUCGCCCCAGAUGAAGCAGAGCUGGCGGGUAGAGGGCCUGAUGAUGGGCCGAAGCAACCGCCCCUGUUUAUAUCAAAUGCGGAACACGGUAUUAUCAAGGCAAAGUUUGAUUCUUUCGCCUCUGUUUUGCCCGAAGAUUUUGUAUUUCCGUCAAAAGUAACGUUUUUGCGUUGGGUGGAUGGCUAUAUCAGCGGCUUUCACGACCAGCUCCCAUUUCUUCAUCUUCCCACAUUAUCUCCGGUAAAUCUUGCUCCUGAACUUAUAUUGGCAAUUCUAGCAGUAGGAGCCCAGUAUAGAUUUGAGAGCAACCGGGGAUAUUCCCUGUGGUACGCUGCCAAAGCAGUUGCCAUUGAGCAGAUCCGACGUCGGCACAGCUCCGAGGUCCACGCCCUGUUGCCGACCGCGGCCGCCUACAGCCCACAAUCCACAAAGCCAUCUCCCAGCACCACAUAUCGUAAUUCGUUUGCUUCGGCUCAUUCAGACCGCUCUGGCGGCCAGGAUGGUACCCGCCGUGAUUCUUCCGUUAAUACACCGCAAGCCAGAUUGGAAACUAUCCAAGCUGUGCUGUUGUUGUUUGCAGUUGGGCUGUGGGGAGUAAAGACAAUAUUGCACGAAGCAUUGGCACUGCAAAGUAAUCUCGCAAUGCUCAUUCGAGAAGAGGGACUUUACAUGGAUACCAGCCAGGCGUCUAUUCCUGACUGGGAAUCCUGGGUGAGACGUGAAGGCGCCGUCCGGACAAAGCUCAUUGCUUUUUGUUUUUUCAACCUUUGCAGCACUGCAUACGAUAUGCCCCCGGUACUAUUGACACCAGAAGUUCACCUAUUCUUGCCGCUGCCAGCUCGUCUUUGGAGAGCUGAAAACGCCUGGCAAUGGCAAGAGCUUCGCCAAUCUACACCUGUGGUAGAGAUUACAUUGCAUGAAGCAUUCUCACGACUCUUUAGCCGCGCUAACCCUGGGCUUCCACCGCAACUGUCUACCCUCGGCAACUACAUUUUGAUCAACGCCCUCAUCCAGCAUAUAUACCUAUUGAAGCAAACAUCCUUUAUGAGCAACUCUUACAACAUGCAGCGCAGCCUGAAGCCGGACGAUGUGGAAGAAGUCGCCCAAGCCCUUUCAUUAUGGCAGACAAAUUUCGAAGAGCGAGUCAACUUGAGAGCUGCGGAAACGACCAACUUUAGCGGCACGGAUACAGUGACAGGCGGAUCUCUAGUGUAUAACGCCACAGCACUGCUCCGAUUGGCAUUCAUCCGAUUAUACACGGAUAAGCCUCCCAGCAGAGCCUUGGAGACUAGAGAUUCCAUGCUGAUUGCGUCGGCCAUGGUAAAUACGCCUCCGCUUGCCCGCAGCCCGCGGCUGCACCGUGCGAUAUACCAGGUUAUGCAUGCACUAUCUGUGCUCGUCAAGGCUGGUGUAAACUACGUGGCGAGGACCAAGUCUACGGAGUGGAGCAUCCAGCAUUCUAUUUGCAAUUUGGAAUGCGCCAUCUUGCUGGCUAAAUGGCUGCUAACAUUGUCUGUCAUCACACCAUCUGACCCUCCGAUUUCGCUGGAGGAGAAGCAGAUUCUGGAUACAGUACGACGAUUGCUGGACGAAACCGAGUUUGCUGUCCCCUUUGACCCGUCCAUGAUUGGUGUCUCGCCAGAGAUGGCCGGAAAUGAUGCAUUGAAGCUACGACAACUUGCUGGAGCUGUGGUGCGACUCUGGGCAGAGACCUUUAAGGGAACGCAUAUUUUCGACAUGGUCAAGAUUAUGGGUGGCAGCCUGGACAUGUAUGCGGAUCUUUCCAUGAAGCAGAUGGAUCGUGGACAUAUGGCGUGAUUUCAUCCGCCUGACAUUGGUGGGACUCUAUAGAAGACCGAUCUGGCUCUCUCGAGCGGGAUAGUCUUGGUGUUUUUUUUUCUUUCUUUUUGAAUUUUGUUGGUGGCCAUGGGAGAAUGAGCGAAUGCACAAAAGCCAGCGAUUUGAGAUUUUUACCGUUCUCUGGACGAGGAUACGAGAUGGCAUGAUUUACAUGAUUUAUUCAUCUAUUUUUUCUUACCCAGUACUUAUACAUUUACAUAUUCUACUCUAUCAACCAUCUUUGGUAUCAAGACCGGCC